UUUUCAUUUCAAUGGCGAACGUCUAAUAACAACUGCGGAGUGAUUGCGUUUGCGUAGGAAAACUUUCCUUGUCAUAGAGUCUAUCGAGCCUAGGCGGUCAUCCAUACUACUACUAGCUGUCGCUUAGACAUGUCUGUCACCACGGGUGCGCCACCUGGUGCCGGUGGAAUCAGCAAAGCUGUCGUGGUCGCUGCCAAGAAUGCCGUACAGAUUCCAGGGGUUGUCAAAUCGGACGCCAUGAUCAAAGUGGCGUCUCGAAAAGUCUUGGAUGAAAAUUCGUAUACAGAGGACGUCGCUAAGAUCAUACAGCGGGAUUUCUUCCCGGACGUGCAGCGACUGCAGGCACAGACAGAAUACCUCGACGCUCUUGAGGCUAACGAUGUGCGGAAGCUGAGAGAGCUGCACACACGAUACGGACCCAAACUCAGCGGCGUCCUGCCGACACCCGACGCAUAUCACACGCCGGCGACCUUUGACACACCCGAACCAAGUCACCGGAAUACUCCGAUGGGGAUUGCAUCUACAUCCGAGAACAAGGAAAGUGUGGCUUCACAGGAAGCUGACUGCAAUGAUGAUUCCACAGAGAAGAAAGGGUCGGGCCGAGGCCGUUACCCUCGUCGUCCGGCCGAAGGGGAACACGCCGACCGACAGUUGGCUGCCAUGGCGCUACCUUCCAUAGAGCAGCAGGCGAUUACCAACGGCAGUCAGCCAAUCAACACCUGGCACUACACGACCAAGAACACGGUCAUGUACCCGCCUGACGGCGCGCCCCUCACAGCCGAUGAGCUGGUAGCGCGACCGCUGCAGCCGCGCGAGAUCGUCCAUGACAACACACGCUUUGCUUACAACCCGUUCAACCAACGGAAGAGCAGCGAGGCGCUUGCUGCCGCUGCCAGCACUCACAAGAGGGUGCUGCAUGGCCGCAUCGGCGCCGACGGCAAGGAGCUGUUGCCCGAGGACGACGGGGCGGCGGCGGCGGCGGCGGGGCGCGGCUACGUGCGGACACCGUCUCCGCAGCCGGGCCCCGGCGCGACGCCGCUCAUGACGUGGGGCGAGAUCGAGGGCACGCCGUUCUUGCUGGACGGCAGUGACGUGCCGCUAGCGCGCACGCCCGGCCCGUCGUUCCAGCUGCCGCAGGUGCCGCGGCGCGACCGCCUUGGCAUGAAGCUAGCGGAGAAAAGCGGCCGUCAGCACCGGCAGCGCAAGCAGGCAGCACUGCAGCAGGCGUCGCUCGCGCUCACGACCCCGCCCGGUCGCUUCGGGUCGCAGAGGUCAGCGGACCGCCUCGAGCUGAUGUCGCCGGCAGCGCAGCGUCUGCUAAGCAGCAAGCUGGGGAUCCGCGUCGGCACUGACCGCGCGCUGCAGGCGAGCUACACGCCUAGCCCCGCACGCGCCGACGCUACACCCAUCGCUCCCGGCACCCCGCACGCGUCCACGCGCACCCCGGGGAGCGGUGGCGGCGUCGCCGCGCCAACGUACGAGGCAGCGUCCAUCACCGACAACCUGCUGCAGCUGCCGAAGAGACACAAGGCGAGCGACUUUUUCUAACGAACGAUUUUUUUUUGGCGACAUUUUAAAUAUCAACCGAUUUUUAAAACGAGUCUUAACGUUUUCACCACGUUUGUGUUGUACAUAUUUUGACGUGUAUGCGGGUAUGGGAUUGUGUGAUCGUGUCGUUGAUAGAGUAGAAUAUGUGAUCUUCUGUGUGCUCAUGGUUUGUAAUGUUGAUCAGAGAUGAGGUUACAAGUGGUAAAUGUUGGAUGGGUAAAGUUCUGCUUGCAAUAAUGUUGUAAAAUACGUUGUGUAUGUACAUAUAUAUCUACUGUCGUAACUAUAAUGCACAGAAGUAAAAAACUGAAUAAACCAUAGAAUAUUUUGUAA
This is a messenger RNA of Priapulus caudatus, 1881 nucleotides long. RefSeq names its product protein DGCR14-like. The record is from RefSeq and is a predicted model, not a curated record. The transcript has 6 exons. NCBI's taxonomy places the organism in Eukaryota, Metazoa, Priapulida, Priapulimorpha, Priapulimorphida, Priapulidae. Gene Ontology annotation, cellular component: catalytic step 2 spliceosome. Bases 130 to 1548 code for a protein of 472 amino acids.